AUGGCCACCGAGAAGAAGGAGAAGCUGGAGCCUCAAAUCAAGUCCGUCGAUAUGACGGAGGAGAUGCAGCAAGAGGCUGUUGAAGUUGCCACUGAGGCGAUGGAGAAAUAUCACAUUGAGAAGUUUGAUUCGCGCAAGGGAGCGACAUGGCAUUGCGUCGUAGGAAGAAACUUUGGCAGCUUCGUUACACAUGAGACGAAGCACUUCAUUUACUUCUACCUCGGACACUGCGCCAUCCUCCUCUUCAAGACACAAUAA
Molecule: messenger RNA, 258 nt
Organism: Aspergillus thermomutatus
Lineage: Eukaryota; Fungi; Ascomycota; Eurotiomycetes; Eurotiales; Aspergillaceae
Product: dynein light chain DYN2
Exons: 6
Coding region: 1-258 (85 amino acids)
Biological process (GO): cilium assembly; microtubule-based process
Cellular component (GO): cytoplasmic dynein complex
Molecular function (GO): dynein light intermediate chain binding; dynein intermediate chain binding
Source: RefSeq, a predicted model, not a curated record